AUGGCUCAAGAUCCCCGUGUUCUCCUCCAAAAAGCCGAUAAAGCUCUGUCGGGCGCCUCCGGCGGCUUUAGCUGGUUUGGAGGACGCACAGAAAAGUAUGAAAGCGCCGCCGAUCUCUACACCCAGGCUGCAAAUGCCUUUCGAGUACAGAAAAUGAAUAAGGAAGCUGGCCAAACGUUUGAGAAGGCAGCAAAGAUCCAGACGCAGAACCUCAACGAGCCCGACGAUGCGGCAAACACCCUCCAAGAAGCGUUCAAGGUCUACCGCAAGUCUGACCCUGAGGAUGCGGCCCGUGUUCUCUCCAGUGCCAUUCAACACUAUGUCUUGCGUGGAAACUUGCGCCGCGCGGCGACUCAGCAGCAGUAUCUGGCCGAAGUUUAUGAGGUGGAGCUGGGAGAUAUGAAGAAGGCGCUGGAGGCGUAUGAGAAGGCUGCGGAGUGGUUUGAGGGCGAUAAUGCCGAAGCCCUGGCGAACAAGCACUUCCUGAAGGUGGCGGACCUGUCCGCGAUGAACGAGGACUACUACAAGGCCAUCAACAACUACGAGCGCAUCGCCCGCCAGUCCAUCAACAACCAGCUGAUGAAGUGGUCCGUGAAAGAUUACUUCUUGAAGGCCGGUAUAUGUCACCUUGCCACCAAGGAUCUGGUCGAAUCCAACCGUGCGCUUGAAUCAUACCGUGAAAUCGAUCCUACCUUUACCUCAACCCGUGAGCACCAGUUGCUCGUUGACCUGCUCCAGGCCGUGGAAGCUAGUGACCAGGAGCAGUUCGCCGAUAAGCUGUUCCAGUUCGAUCAGCUCAGCAAGCUGGACAAGUGGAAGACUACUAUCUUGCUGCGGAUUAAGAACAGCAUUGAGGAGGCGGAGGAGGACUUUUCGUAG
Penicillium cinerascens is the source of this 879-nucleotide messenger RNA. RefSeq names its product alpha-soluble NSF attachment protein SEC17 (gene sec17). Lineage: Eukaryota; Fungi; Ascomycota; Eurotiomycetes; Eurotiales; Aspergillaceae. The coding region runs from base 1 to 879 and encodes 292 amino acids. The record is from RefSeq and is a predicted model, not a curated record. The transcript is spliced from 5 exons. Gene Ontology annotation, molecular function: soluble NSF attachment protein activity; syntaxin binding. Gene Ontology annotation, cellular component: vacuolar membrane; SNARE complex. Gene Ontology annotation, biological process: intracellular protein transport; SNARE complex disassembly.